This is a messenger RNA of Daktulosphaira vitifoliae (grape phylloxera), 2027 nucleotides long. RefSeq names its product fork head domain transcription factor slp1-like. Gene Ontology annotation, biological process: regulation of transcription by RNA polymerase II. NCBI's taxonomy places the organism in Eukaryota, Metazoa, Arthropoda, Insecta, Hemiptera, Phylloxeridae. The record is from RefSeq and is a predicted model, not a curated record. Gene Ontology annotation, cellular component: nucleus. The coding region runs from base 355 to 1446 and encodes 363 amino acids. The transcript has a single exon. Gene Ontology annotation, molecular function: DNA-binding transcription factor activity; sequence-specific double-stranded DNA binding.
GACUUCUGGUCUCGGUGCGCGCGCAUCUUUUGCAUUCAAGGCGUGACCGCCAUCCGAUUGGUCCAACUCUAUCGUUCCGGACGGCGGUGGCCGCCGCCGCCGAUAUCCAACGCCGAGCACUAAAAUCGUGUCGAUCCCGUCCUUCAGUCUGCUGACAUAUCCCGUCCUGGUAACAAGUGCGCAUCCGACUGCCGACACGCAGUGAACACUCGUUUGUGUUUCGGUGUAGAGUUGUGUGUUCAUCGAUUUUACCGGUACUAGUACUUUUCGUUUUGCUCAAAAUAAUUUUGUUGUUCAACUCUACGGAGUUAACAUUAUUUUAUUUCAUUUGUAAACGAUUUUAACGCGUUCACGAUGGUGACGAAAUCAUUGAACGGUCCGAGUUUCACCAUCAACCACAUUUUGGGUCGUCUGGACGUCGACGACGAACGGGACGACAUCAAGAGCCCUGGCCCGUCCACAUCGCGGUCGUACACCACCGGAAGCGAGGCCGGCAGCGACUGUAGCGGCGACGAUUGUCUGUGCGCGCCCGUCGACUACAGCACCAGGCCUGGAAGCCCCGACAAGAAAACCGACGACGAGGACGACGGCACAUUAGCCGGUGUCGACGGCGAUGACCGCGCUACGCCAAGCAAUACUGACGACGGUAAGGACGAUAAAAAAGGCAAGGAUCAACAAGACGACAAAAACAAAAAGCCAAAUUAUAGUUACAACGCUUUAAUCAUGAUGGCCAUAUCGGAAAGUCCUCAAAAGCGAUUGACACUCAGUGGAAUUUACGAGUACAUUAUGAAUAAAUUUCCUUUUUAUCGUAUGAACACUCCGGCUUGGCAAAACAGCAUCCGUCACAAUUUAUCUCUGAACAAAUGUUUCGUAAAGAUUCCAAGGAGUUUUGACGAUCCAGGCAAAGGCAACUACUGGAUGAUCGACCCGAAUAGUAGCGACGUGUACAUCGGAGGCACCACCGGUAAACUGCGCCGGCGGUCCACGCAGUCUUCCCGUCACAGAAUCGCCUACAGACCACCAAUGCAGCCUUUGCCUCCACAUCAUCCUCACGCCGCCUUCUACCAUCACCAACACCAUCGCGGCGCCGGAGUUCCACCGCCUCCGGCUUCUGGAGUUCCUCAUCAUCCGGCCUGGUCGGCCGAUUACGCCGCUGCAGCAGCCGCGGCCGCCGGUUUCGACUAUUUGCACCAAUAUUUCUGGCCACCGGCAGCCGCCGCCGCCGCUUACCAACAACAACAACAACAACACCACCAUCUCCAACAGCAACAACAGUUGUCGCCUUCUCCAGCAGCCACCGCGGUGGCCACCUCGACCGGAUACUCGAUCAGCCAACUUUUGCGACCUACCCUUCAAGUACCGCCAAAAAGGCCUACGGCUGUCAUGCACCCGGCAGCCGCCGCAGCAGCGGCCCUCCUCCAAGUGUCCAUGACCCGACACCAGUGACGUAUGUAAGAGAAAAAUCAACUUGGUUAUUAUUUUGUUUUUCUUUUAUACAUAAAGUUACCGAAUGUAAAUAUUUAUCUUAGCUGAGAAAAUAAUUUUUCUCCCUUCGGGUCACAGGCCUUGACUUUUUUAUUAUUUUGUUGGUUGAUCUCUGAUGUAUGUUAUAAGAAACGUUGUUUUUUUUUUUUUUACAUAAACGCAAAAAUAAAUAAUACAUUAUUUUUUGUUUCCAUUAAUUUGUUUAGUAAAAUUUGAAACGAGGCACUCUAUUCUAGUCACAAGCGUCAUUCUUGUCCAAUGAGCCAUUGCUAUGUUUAUUUUUGUACGCGUUGCUAUUUAACUAUUAAUUAUGUUUCCUAUUUUUUUUUUAUUAUUAUUAUUAUUAUUAUAUGUAUAGUAAUUGUAACAGCGCUCGUUUUAAUCACAUGUGCCUUAACAAAUUUUAAUUGCAUAUUAAUAUAGUAAAAUGAAAUGAUCAAAUUCUAGAAUAUUGCGAUAAAAUGUUGUUUUUUCUAGUAAUCAAAAAAACAAGUAGAAUAAUGUGUAAAAUUAAAUAUCAUACAUGACUAAGAUAAUGUAUA